GUGAACGUGGGGGCCGGCAGCCACCCCCACAAGGUGAAGGUGUACGGCCCCGGCGUGGCCAAGACGGGGCUCAAGGCCCACGAACCCACCUACUUCACUGUGGACUGUGCCGAGGCCGGGCAGGGUGACGUGAGCAUUGGGAUCAAGUGCGCCCCGGGCGUGGUGGGGCCGGCUGAGGCCGACAUUGACUUCGACAUCAUCCGCAAUGACAAUGACACGUUCACCGUGCGCUACACGCCGCGCGGGCCCGGCACCUACACCAUCAUGGUGCUCUUCGCCGACCAGGCCACCCCCACCAGCCCCAUCCGCAUCAAGGUCGACCCAUCCCACGAUGCCAGCAAGGUCAAGGCCGAAGGGCCUGGGCUGAACCGGACCGGCGUGGAACUGGGCAAGCCCACCCACUUCACGGUGAACGCCAAGGCAGGGGGCCGGGCGCCCCUGGACGUGCAGUUCACCGGCCCGGCCAAGGGCGAGGCCGUGCGGGACUCGGAGGUGAUCGACAACCACGACGGGACCCACACAGUGAAAUACACCCCUGUGCAGCAGGGUAACCUGGGCGUGGCCGUGACUUACGGCGGAGACCACAUCCCCAAAAGCCCCUUCAGCGUGGGCGUGGCCCCCAGCCUGGACCUCAGCAAGAUCAAGAUCACCGGCCUGGCUGACAAAGUUGAGGCGGGCAAGGACCAGGAGUUCACGGUCAAGUCCAAGGGGGCCGGCGGACAGGGCAAGGUGGCCGCAAAGAUCACGGGGCCGGCGGGCAAGUCGGUGCCCUGCAAGGUGGAGCCGGGCCUGAGCCCCGACAACAACGUGGUGAAAUUCAUCCCCCGCGAGGAGGGGCCCUAUGAGGUUCAGGUGACCUACGACGGAGCCCCCGUGCCCGGCAGCCCCUUCCCCAUGGAGGCCGUGCCCCCCACCAACCCCUCCAAGGUGAAGGCCUACGGGCCGGGGCUGCAGGGCGGCCAGGCCGGCUUGCCCGCCCCCUUCACCAUUGACACGAAGGGGGCCGGCACGGGAGGCCUGGGGCUGACGGUGGAGGGUCCCUGCGAGGCCAAGAUCGAGUGCCUGGACAACGGGGACAGCACCUGCUCUGUCUCCUACCUGCCGACGGAGCCGGGCGACUACAACAUCAACAUCCUGUUCGCGGGCGCCCACGUGCCCGGCUCGCCCUUCCGGGCGGCCGUCCAGCCCCGCUUCGACCCCUCCAAGGUGACCUGCUCGGGGCCGGGGCUGGAGCGGGCCACGGCCGGCCAGACGGGCCAGUUCCACGUGGACUGUUCACGGGCCGGCAGCGCCGAGCUCACCAUUGAGAUCAUCUCGGAGGGCGGGGCGCAGGCCGAGGUGCGGGUGCAGGACAACGGUGAUGGGACCUACACCAUCGCCUACACCCCGCUCUGCUCCGGCACCUACACCAUCACCAUCAAGUACGGCGGGCAGCCCGUGCCCCACUUCCCCAGCACGCUACAGGUGGAGCCGGCCCUCGACACCUCCGGGGUCAAGGUCUACGGGCCCGGCGUGGAUGGUGAUG
Terrapene triunguis (Three-toed box turtle) is the source of this 1525-nucleotide messenger RNA. Its product is annotated as filamin-A-like. The annotation marks the transcript as partial. The transcript has 7 exons. Gene Ontology annotation, biological process: actin cytoskeleton organization. Lineage: Eukaryota; Metazoa; Chordata; Testudines; Emydidae. The record is from RefSeq and is a predicted model, not a curated record. Gene Ontology annotation, molecular function: actin filament binding.